AUGAAUAGAAGACGGGCCAAUUACGCUGCCAAAGCGGAAGCCAAAGGUUCAAAAUCGCCUGAUUCAGAAAAACCAUCUUCGAGUGCUAACCUUCCGUUCGCUUCUGAUUUUGCAUUACACCCUGCUAAAGUUCUAGAUCUCUUUUUAGAGAACUUCAAAUAUGUCCUAGCUGCAGAUGAUCUUCAAGAAAAUAUUCAACGAGUCAAAAGUGACCUUUACAACCGUGACUACCUUGCUGCAUUUGACUGUGAUGAUAAGAGGUUUGCCUAUGUAGCCAGAUGGUCGCCAGCUAGGGCUUUGGCAUACGCAUCCCUCUUCUCAUCUCUCGAGCCCCUUCGAAAUCUCCUUGCUGACCCAAACAAGGAAACUAAAGCAUUAUGUAUUGGAGGAGGCGCCGCAUCGGAAUUGGUUGCUUUGGGGUCAGUGUUUGCCUGUUUAAAGCGGCCCAAUGCCGAUACGCCUUCCAACUUGCAUCUAGACGUCAUUGAUAUUGCCGACUGGUCAAGAGUGGUCAAGAACUUGACUACACACAUGCAAUCCCAAUGGUUUUACAACCACGAGAAGCUUAGCAGCAACUUUGUCCACGGUGACGUUCUUACACAAGAGGCGGCAUCUCUUCGCCUUCCUGAGUUGGACUUUGUCACACUUCUUUUCACCACCAACGAGCUCUUUUGUGAAAAGAAGACCGAAACCAUCAAAUUCUUGCAUUCAUUGAGCUCUAAUUGUCAUAAAGGUGCCUUGCUCCUCAUUGCCGAGAGUGCGGGAUCUUACUCACACAUCACUGUGGGAUCCAAAAAGUUUCCUGUUCAAUUUCUUGCCUGGGCAGGAUGA
Messenger RNA from Candidozyma duobushaemuli, 831 nucleotides. Its product is annotated as 25S rRNA (uracil2843-N3)-methyltransferase. Lineage: Eukaryota; Fungi; Ascomycota; Pichiomycetes; Serinales; Metschnikowiaceae. The record is from RefSeq and is a predicted model, not a curated record. The transcript has 2 exons. The coding region runs from base 1 to 831 and encodes 276 amino acids.